AUGGUAUCAAAUGGAAGUAUAUCAGAUUCAGCGCCCAAUAGUGGUCAGGCGGUCCUGGAUAACCGAAACCACUCCAUCAUCGGUGCAUUGACUGCGGGCGGACGAUCGAUAGUAUAUCAAAUGACUUCAUUUUAUCUAAGAACCCCUUUGAAAUUGUUUAGGCCAGCCAGAUUUGAUUAUUUGCACUAUGUGAGAAUCAUUCUUACCGGUGAAGAGAAGCAGAAUGCUCCGCAGAAUGAAGUUGGGAAAAACAAGAGAUUUGGAUUGCUUAGAUCGAGGUAUUUCAGUUAUUGGGAAAAUUCUUCAUUGGGUAUAUUGACUAAGGCAUUGAAUAAAUAUGGGUGGAAAGUCAUUCCAGAUAGAAUUUUACCGCCAUUGAUAGUUAACUCAGCGACUGGUGUGGUCUUGUAUACCACUUACUUGACAACUUUAGGUCAGCUUUCGAAUGGAUUUUCAACUGGUUCAUCUCUCAAAAAUCCUUGGGAUGUCUGGAGAUCAGGCUUUGUAGCAGGAGCCAUGCAGGCGUUAGUAUCUACUCCGAUAGACGCAAUUUACACUAGAUCUUCAACAAGCGAGUUCUUGUCAGUGGCUAAAAAGUACGACAAUUUAUGGCUCUAUGGACGUGAUAAACUUAUGGAGAUUGGGUUGAUAGGUUGUUUCGGAGGAUUUGGAAUUGCCUUAAUCAAAGAAUCCUUCGGCUUUGCUGUCUAUUUUACAACUUUCGAGAUGGUCAGAGGCCAACUUUGUGAAUGGUUUAAAAGUGCUAUCAGGCAGUACGCAGAAGUCAAAUAUGUGAUCAACAAUAUCAAACUUGCAGAUCUAAUACCGUCAAAAUCUGCCCCACAAGAAACUACCCCAACUAAAAUGGAUUUUUUAUCAAAAAAGGAAGAGAAGUGGCUCAAUAGAGCUUUCAUCUUCGUUGGUGGAGUCACGGCAGCUUUCCUAUUACAAGUGGUACAAUACCCAUUCAGGAAGAUUCAAAAAAUUCACCAGUCAAGGUUGGAAGCUUUUGAUAUAUUUAACAGGUCAUUAACAGGUCAGCCAUCACCUAAGUCCAUUACUGAUGCAACAAAAAUCUGGGUUUCAGAACCGGCUAGCAGGCGGCUGCAUAUUUACUAUAACUCAUACUUGGACACUUUUGAGCACAUCCACUUCAUUCACAAAAAUACCAACUCUUUGCUACGAUGGCUGUAUAAGGGAUUCACCAGAAACACAUUAGCCAUCAUUCCAGGAACGACAGCGGGGCUUCUUAUGUUGGACUACAUGCGAAGUUCAUUUGAGCAGUCUCUACCUGACCGACUAGAAGAGUCGUGA
This is a messenger RNA of Torulaspora delbrueckii, 1314 nucleotides long. RefSeq lists its product as uncharacterized. The transcript has a single exon. Gene Ontology annotation, molecular function: L-ornithine transmembrane transporter activity. The record is from RefSeq and is a predicted model, not a curated record. Bases 1 to 1314 code for a protein of 437 amino acids. Lineage: Eukaryota; Fungi; Ascomycota; Saccharomycetes; Saccharomycetales; Saccharomycetaceae. Gene Ontology annotation, biological process: mitochondrial L-ornithine transmembrane transport.